Orbicella faveolata is the source of this 2632-nucleotide messenger RNA. RefSeq lists its product as uncharacterized. Gene Ontology annotation, molecular function: oxidoreductase activity, acting on paired donors, with incorporation or reduction of molecular oxygen, reduced ascorbate as one donor, and incorporation of one atom of oxygen. Lineage: Eukaryota; Metazoa; Cnidaria; Anthozoa; Scleractinia; Merulinidae. The record is from RefSeq and is a predicted model, not a curated record.
ACCCUGGACAUGGAAUAAUGCUUCUAAAAAUGUGCUCCUCUUUAAAUCGUAUGCAAAAUUCCUCCCAUUGCUGGAGGAAAUCAUCUCUCUUAACAAAUUUUGAAAUCACUGUACAACUCAGAUUAAUAUGUGGUUUGAUUUUGCGAAGAGAUUAUUGUUCUUCUUCGUAGUUCAUUUCGCUGUCACGGAAUGUCAACUUCCCAACCUGCAACCGGGAGAUUUUGCACCAUCGUUUGCUCUGCAAACGUUAAAUGGCAGGAUUGUUUACAAGAAAAGUAAUACAAGUUCUAAAACGCCAAGACACCCUGUCAUAUUUCAUCUGUUCACAAGACGCUCGGCUUUCUUGGAGGCGUUGUGGACCAGUGACACCUCGCUCCAGGAGUUCAUUGAGCUUUCACCGAGGAACACACACUAUGUGUUUAUGUCAUCGUCCGAUUCUAAUUCCAUGGGGGAAGUGUUAUGGUUGAGAAAACGUCUUUAUGAAGCUAUUGAGAAUUAUUUUAAGAGGAAGUCAAGUUUCCUGCUACAACAGAAUUUAAAAAGAACUUGCCUGCAAUACUACACAAACAGUGGAUAUCACAAUAACUCAAACCAUAUUGGGUAUUUGGAAAGAGAACCCUUUUAUAAACUGUCACAACUUAGGAAACAUCGUACAAGAAGAACUAAAAAUAAAUGCAAGAGUUGGGUUGAGUUAUGGAAGGACAGGCUUCAUUUUGUCAGCUUGCCAUUGUAUGAUUUUGGGAACUGGAUUCCAUAUUCAUUAAUGCACUGGCCUUGCUUUGGUUCAGGUUGUGCACUAGCUCAAGUCGUAGUCAAGUCAACAGAAGGUGAAGUGAUGCUAGUAGCUCCGAGACUGGAUGCAAGAUACGACUGGCUGCCAUCACCACAUGGUCUGGUUCGCAAACAUACUCACUUUCAAAUUGUUUACUAUGGAAAUGCUUGUGAAUUGAAAUCAGAGUGGGAAAAAAGCAGUCAGAGUAAUGGUGAUAAGAAGACAGAAAACUCACACAAGAGAAAAGCCAGUGAAGGACGCAUUGCACUGGUGUCUCCUGGUGGAGACUGUUCUUUCUUUACCAAGAUCAAACAUAUGAGCAAGGCAGGAAUUUAUGCAGUUAUUAUAUAUUCUGAGGAAGGUGAGCCUAUCAAGGAACUGACUUGUGACAGUCAUCAUUGCUUCACACCUCUUCACAUAUCAGCAUCAGUGAUUUCACACAAAGAUGGCAUGCACAUCAAACACUUGUUGAGUGCUAGAAUGAAGCUGUAUGUUUCCUACCAGUUUACUCCUCAGGAAAAUUAUUUUCUUGGUAUCGAUGGUCAGGGAAAACUAGCAGAAGUAGGCCUAUUUCUAUUCCCUUCAAUGAAGUUCAUGGCCUAUGAGGCAAAGUGGUUUAACUACAAAACAGAUCUAAUACACAACUUGACUGGCAGUGCAAGAAUAAUUCAUGUGUUUAACCACACUCUGAUGAAAGGAGAGACUGGUGCAGUGAAAACUGUUCGCCUUCCACCACUUGAAGAGUUGCAGCUGUACAGGAAUGUAGAGCUGGACAUGUCCUUACACUGCCCCGGUAAAAGUGACUAUUCCUGUCCCCACUGGGAUCAUAUUGUCCACUUGACUGUCUGUUGCAACAAACAAAGUCCACUCUGUGGGGAGGAGUUGGGCAGAUGGAUAACACCAUAUAGGAGGGCAGUGGGACGCUGGUUGACAAACAUUACACCGCUGCUACCUCUCUUUACAUCUGAUUCCUGUACUUUACAAAUGAAGCAUCCUUUCUGGGAGAUGCCAUGGAAACCUUCCCUUGAUAUCAGGCUUUCUGAUCAUAUUAAAUUUUCAACAAAUACAUACAGUGGGAGACGUGAAGAUCAGUACAAUGUUCCUUACAGGAUUAUCAAGUUAUAUACAGGUGGUAAAUUCGACAAGAAUUACAACAAGAAAUAUCACACGCGCAGAAUUACAAUUCCGUCAAAGACAUCGCAAGUUAAACUUGUAGCCACCAUCACCGGUCACGGCAGUGACAAUAACGGUUGCGCCGAAUUCUGUGUCACGUCACACCACUUUAUUGUAAACGGCCAUUCAAAUGUUCGAGUGUUUAAAAACGCUGCUACAGCCAUGGGCUGUGCUAAUCGCGUCAGCGAUGGUGCCAUUCCAAAUGAACACGGUACCUGGCUGUACGGUAGGGACGGCUGGUGCUGUGGAAUGGAUGUAGUGCCGUGGGUAGUGGACAUCACAAAACAGAUUCAUGUUGGAGGUUACUUUAAUAAAGUCAAGUACUUUGGUUGGUUCAAUGGCUCCGAUCCCCACCCUACACGGGAUCCAGGGGAGAUAGUCAUGCGGUCGUAUUUGGUGUUUUAUAAAUCAGUAGAGGACCAGUUUUCUGAUGACGUGUAAAUGGACGCUGUCGUUGAAUAUUUAUCACAAAUUUGCUAUCUGUACAGUAUUUUUGUGACAUUGCAAUUUGCUCGAUAAAGAUUAUAUUUAGUUACGAUUUUUACAAUCAUAUAUUUCAUGUUAUCUCAGUUAACAUGUAGCUCACUCUUAAGAAAGGGUUUCGAAAAACUUGAAAGCCUAAUUUAGCAAAGGGAUAAAAAAAAAAAACAAAUGCGGAAAACAGCCGUGUUUAUACUGUAAGACAAA